Messenger RNA from Anopheles coluzzii, 1756 nucleotides. RefSeq names its product nuclear pore complex protein Nup58 (gene Nup58). The coding region runs from base 158 to 1699 and encodes 513 amino acids. Gene Ontology annotation, molecular function: structural constituent of nuclear pore. The transcript has a single exon. The record is from RefSeq and is a predicted model, not a curated record. NCBI's taxonomy places the organism in Eukaryota, Metazoa, Arthropoda, Insecta, Diptera, Culicidae. Gene Ontology annotation, cellular component: nuclear pore. Gene Ontology annotation, biological process: nucleocytoplasmic transport.
UUUGACAACCGCCAGGCUCAAACAGUUUACUUCAGCGCUUGCUUUCCCUCGUUUUUCUGCGAGGAAAACAAACUCACGGUUUCCGCCGGGAAAUCUAAAUUUCCCGUCCUUGUGUGUGCGCCGUGUUCCGACCUCCGCCUGCCCGCCGCUCGCCAAGAUGUCCGGGUUUUCAUUCGGCACCCCAACAACAUCGGCUCCCGCCUUUUCCUUCGGUACGCCAGCGGCAGCAACGACAAGCAUCGCGGCAGCCGCCCCACUAGCAACGGCAGCAGCGGCAGCGGCACCAGCGACGGGAUUUUCCUUCGGAGCCCCGGCCACCGCAACAACGACGACAGCACCCACGGCCACCGGGUUUAGCUUCGGCAAACCGGCCGCAACCACAGCAACGGCAGCCGCCCCACUAUCGUUCGGCCUCGGAGCUACCUCCACCGCAGCAACCCCGUUCGGUGCCGGGCUGAGCGUAUCGGCCGGAACCACAGCCACCGCCACCACGACGUCAACGUUUGCCGUACCUACGCUAAACUUCGGAACUGCUGCAACCGCAACGGCCGGUGGUGCUACCGGGACGCUUGGGCUUGGAAAUGCCGGCGGCGGUCUUUUCGGUGCGGCCAAAGCGACAACCACCGUAGCCACACUGGCGGCAGCUCCUGCCACCACCACCACCGCCGCCCCCGCCACGGUUGGGCUGGGCGGCGUUGACAUAAACGCCAACCAGCCCAAAUCGGUCGAGGGCAAGAGCGACAACACGAAGGCGAAGGAAUCGCAAGUGCCGCAGGAAAUCAUAAGCACCGUGGAGCACCUGAAGGAGUACAUCAAGAAGCAGAAAACGAUCGGCUCGGACAUUGCCCGCUCGUCCGCCCGCAAGAUGUCGAACGUGUCGAGCGAAAUCAAGAGCCUGAACAGCACGCUCGCCGAGCUGUCGAACAGCGUGAGCAACAACCAGAACGCGAUCAAGAUGCUGCGCCACGAAACGUCCGGCAUUACGCGCCAGGCCGAUAUGGCGCAGCGCACGCAGGAAACGCCGGCCGGGCUGCAGUUCGAGAACACGCUGCCGCUGCAGUACUUCAUCGAGCUGAUCCAGAAGUACGAAUCGGACCUGAUCAACCUGAAGCAGCAGGUCGAGCUGACGGAGAAGCACAUGAACUCGCUCACCACGCCGCAGUACUUUACGCCCCAGGAUCUGAAGCUCUGCCUGCAGCAGAUCUACGAAAGCUUCGUGGCCCUGGCCGGCCGCCUGCACGAGCUGCACCAGAAGGUGGAAACGCAGAAGGAACAGUAUCUCAACCUGCGACGCUACCUGCUGCGCGACAAUACGGACGUGUUCGAGGGUGGCGAGGGCGCGAAGGAGGGCAGCAGUGCGGUGGACAAAUUUGCCCUCAACAUCUCAUCCGGUCCGACCCCGUUCUCGACGGUGAUGGGCGGUAACGUGAGUUUCGGUGUUUCGUUGAGACAAACCGGUGCCGGGACGUCGCUGUGGUCGGGCGCAGGGACGGGUUUGGCGGGUGCCGACCAGGGCAAGGGUGCUCCGUUCGGGCAGACGAACUUUUUCGGCAUGAACGCGGGCGGCAGUGGUGUGGCGGGAGGCAGCGAUGCGUUCGGAAAUCGGUUAGGGUUUGGUUUUGGGUCGACGGCAACGACCGGAGCGGAUGCGUUCAAUCUGCAGAAGCCACCGAUAGGGAGCAAAAGGAAUAAGUUGUAAUAAUAAAGAAUGUAAUUUGGAGAAACCUUUGAGAACGUGUAUGACGAACAGAUAAAA